Messenger RNA from Dentiscutata erythropus, 282 nucleotides. Lineage: Eukaryota; Fungi; Glomeromycota; Glomeromycetes; Diversisporales; Gigasporaceae. The record is from the annotation of a GenBank genome assembly.
UGAAUUAUGCAAAACACCAACAGAAGCUAUUACAACUGUAUAUCAACAAAUUUUCAAAUCGAAAACUAAUUUUUCUGGGCCAGAAAUAAUGGGAUACGAUACUUCUAAUAUUGUUCAAGAAUACCUUAAUAACCUUCUAUUUCGACUUGGUUUUGCUGGACAUGGAUUUAAGUCAGCAUUUAUUUACCCUUAUAACAAACAACGUAGUAUUUUUUUUCAAGAAAAUAAAGUUGGAUAUCUAAGACAAUUUACUGGUUAUCAGCUUUUUGGGCUCGAUUAUCA